Messenger RNA from Otolemur garnettii (small-eared galago), 2474 nucleotides. It is a transcript of the gene IL17RE, whose product is annotated as interleukin 17 receptor E. Gene Ontology annotation, molecular function: interleukin-17 receptor activity. The transcript is spliced from 14 exons. The record is from RefSeq and is a predicted model, not a curated record. The coding region runs from base 89 to 1939 and encodes 616 amino acids. NCBI's taxonomy places the organism in Eukaryota, Metazoa, Chordata, Mammalia, Primates, Galagidae.
GGCUGGUACAGUGUUCCCUGCUACCGCACAGCAAGGCCCUGCCACCCACCUUCAGGCUGUGCAGCCAUGUUCUGGGCAUCCUGAUCACAUGGGAGCCCAUGGGGCACCCCAGGUCCGCAGCCCUGCUCCUGGUGCUCGUCGGCCUCUCUGCCUCUGCUGGGACUGGCUGUUCCCACCUGCCUUGCUGGAGAACCCGCUGUCUGCUGGCCUUCCACAUGGCCUUCAGUGGAGCGGCUUCCACCUCCUGGUGAAGAAAUCAAAAAAGUCUUCCAAGUUCAAGCUCUAUAGGAGACACAAGAUAUCAGCAUCUGCUCAGAGGAAGCUGCUGGGCAGCCAUCGCCUGUCUGAGAAGGGCCAUCACGUUUCCAUCCCCUCCCCAGACAUCUCCCACAAGGGGCUGCGCUCCAAAAGGACCCAACCUUCAGAUCCAGAGGCAGUGGAAAGUCACCCCGGACUGAACUCACAAAGGCAUCGAGGGCCCGAGUUCUCCUUUGAUUUGCUGCCUGAGGCACGGGCUAUUCGGGUGACCAUUCCUCCAGGCCCUGAGGUCAGCAUGCGUCUUUGUCACCAGUGGGCACUGGAGUGCGAAGACCUGAGCAGUCCCUUUGAUGCCCAGAAAAUCGUGUCUGGGGGCCACACUGCGGAACUGCCUUAUGAGUUCCUUCUGCCCUGUCUGUGCAUAGAGGCUUCCUACCUGCAAGAAGACACCGUGAGGCAUAAAAUAUGUCCCUUCCAGAGCUGGCCUGAAGCUUAUGGCUCCGACUUCUGGAAGUCAGUGCAUUUUACUGACUACAGCCAGCACAAUCAGAUGGUCAUGGCCUUGACACUCCGAUGUCCACUGAAGCUGGAGGCCUCCCUUUGCCAGAAACAGGACUGGCACACCCCCUGUGAAGACCUCCCCAAUGCCACAGCUCAAGAGUCAGAGGGGUGGUACAUUUUGGAGAAGGUGGACUUGCACCCCCAGCUCUGCUUCAAGUUCUCUUUUGGAAACAGCAGCCACGUUGAAUGCCCCCAGCAGACUGGGUCUCUCAUGUCCUGGAAAGUGAGUAUGGAUACCCAGGCCCAGCAGCUGAUCCUUCACUUCUCCUCGAGGAUACAUGCCACCUUCAGUGCUGCCUGGAGCCACCCAGGCUUGGGGCAGGACACCUUGGUGCCCCCUGUGUACAGCGUCAGCCAGACCCAGGGCUCAAGCCCAGUGACACUAGACCUCAUCAUUCCCUUCCUGAGGCCAGGGGGCUGUGUUCUGGUAUGGAGGUCAGAUGUCCAGUUUGCCUGGAAGCAGCGCCUGUGUCCUGAUGUCUCUCACAGACACCUGGGGCUCUUGAUCCUGGCACUACUGGCCCUCACCACCCUACUGGCUGUUUUUCUGGUUCUCACCCUCUGGCGCCCGCUGUCAGGCCCGAGCCAAGCGCGGCCGGUGCUGCUUCUGCACGCUGCGGACUCCGAGGCGCAGAGGCGACUGGUGGGAGCUCUGGCCGAGCUGCUGCGGGCCGCGCUGGGCGGCGGACGCGACGUGAUCGUGGACCUUUGGGAGGGGAGGCGCGUGGCGCGCCUAGGCCCGCUGCCGUGGCUCUGGGCGGCGCGGGCGCGCGUGACACGGGAGCAGGGCACGGUGCUGCUGCUGUGGAGCGGCGCCGGCCCCAACCCGGCCCGCGGCCCCGACGCCCGUGCCCUGCUCCGCGCCACCCCGCGCCCGCUGCUGCUCCUGGCUUACUUCAGCCGUCUCUGCGCCAAGGGCGACAUCCCCCCGCCUCUGCGCGCCCUGCCGCGCUACCGUCUGCUGCGCGACCUGCCGCGCCUGCUGCGGGCGCUGGACGCUCAACCUUCCCCCGAAGCCACCAGCUGGGGUCGCCUCGGGCCGAGCCAGUGCAUGCAGGGCCGCCUGGAGCUGUGCCGCCGGCUCGAACGCGAGGCCGCCGGACUUGCUCACGAAGGCUAAUCAGAACUCCCCGCCGUCCCGGACGUCUACCGCCUCGGCGCGCGAGGGCACUGGCUGGAUCCCCGGAAUAAGCCCCGACCCUGGAGCCCUGCGGGUCCCUCCUGAGAACUAGUGGCUCAUUCCCGCCGCGCGGCCGGAGAGUCACAGCCCCUCCCCCACGAGUAUCCGGCCUCCUUCUCACACUUACCCUGCCUGUAGGAGUCCCUAGGGAGUCACUCUUUACUGAGAGCAUCUCCGAUUCCUGUGAUGAGUAAGGGUGACCUUCCCACUUCCUCUCUCCAAAACUCCAGCCAGGGAGCAGUCUGCGUUUUCUCAAGUCCUGGCCGUUAAGAUGGGGGAGGGGUGGAGGAGGCAGGAGCUACGUUAGCUCUGGAUGAAGGUCCCUCCAGGGAGUUUGGGAGAAAAGCCCCUCGGGGGCCAGGCAGCUCCCUUUCCCAUACCGCGGUCCUACCCAGAGAGGAAGGAAGGGAGACCCAGGAAAGAGGCCUUGGUUUUGGGUGGUUAGGACAAAAGGGAGGGGCACAGGAGACUAAGA